Molecule: messenger RNA, 639 nt
Organism: Cucurbita maxima (winter squash)
Lineage: Eukaryota; Viridiplantae; Streptophyta; Magnoliopsida; Cucurbitales; Cucurbitaceae
Product: WUSCHEL-related homeobox 4
Exons: 3
Coding region: 7-609 (200 amino acids)
Biological process (GO): phloem or xylem histogenesis; cell division; procambium histogenesis
Cellular component (GO): nucleus
Molecular function (GO): DNA-binding transcription factor activity; DNA binding
Source: RefSeq, a predicted model, not a curated record
UCUCCCAUGGGAUUAACCAUGAAGCUUCAUCACUUCUCCCCUUGUUCUUGGGAUGAGCCCUCUCUCUCCCUUGCUUGCACGAAGCGCUUACGUCCUCCUCCGCCCACCUCCGCCACUUCAACGCUCACCGCUUUCGACCUCAAGACCUUCAUCAGGCCUGAUACUAAGAAAGACUCGUCUUACCCUCGAACAGGAGUUGUGGAGAUGCAACCAGGGGGCACGCGGUGGAACCCGACGCAAGAACAAAUAGCGAUAUUGGAGAUGCUUUAUAGGAGAGGAAUGAGGACUCCCAAUGCUCAACAGAUUGAACAAAUUACUACACAGCUUGGGAAGUACGGGAAGAUUGAAGGAAAGAAUGUGUUUUAUUGGUUUCAGAAUCAUAAAGCUCGAGAGCGACAGAAGCAGAAGCGCAAUACUCUUGGUCUUGCUCACUCCUCCCCAAUAACUCCGACGACGACAACAACGACAACCAUCGUCACGCCCAUCCCCUUGGACCCAUCGGGAGGGGAAGAUAGCCCGUACAAGAGGAAGUGCAUGAACUGGGGGUUUGAAUGUUUGGUUGAAGAUAGAACUCUGGAGUUAUUCCCUUUGCACCCAGAAGGCAGAUGAUGAACAUGCAGCUUUUUUUUCUUUUUUUUU